AUGCGGCUGGAGGAACUAAUUUUGAGGCUGCCGGAAUGCCCAGCUAGCGCAGGAGACUCAGUGAAGACAGUUACGAAGCACGAGGCCGGGGCCUUGAGUGUGAGUCCUACAGUCCAUGAGGCUGGUCCGGGCCACGCACCGACCACUGCCCCCGAGCGACCCCCGGCGCGGAGGAGAGGCCGGCCGGGCCUCGGCAGGCGCCCCGCCUGGAGCCCUCGGGGGCGCAAUGGGAAGCAGCGCGAGAGGCCGCGGCCGCCUUUCAACUUGGCGGCUGGCGCCGGCCUGGCCGAGCCCCCGGGGCCGUGCGGCCUCCCCGGCUCCGUCCCCGCCCCUCUCAACCGCUCACACCGCGGCCGGGCCGGGACACUCCCCCAGCCCUGCCGCGGGCCGUCCGGGGAAACACCUUAA
This is a messenger RNA of Rangifer tarandus platyrhynchus (Svalbard reindeer), 408 nucleotides long. The record is from the annotation of a GenBank genome assembly. NCBI's taxonomy places the organism in Eukaryota, Metazoa, Chordata, Mammalia, Artiodactyla, Cervidae.